Messenger RNA from Oppiella nova, 1512 nucleotides. The record is from the annotation of a GenBank genome assembly. NCBI's taxonomy places the organism in Eukaryota, Metazoa, Arthropoda, Arachnida, Sarcoptiformes, Oppiidae.
AUGUGUCCGACGGACUUCCAAACGCAUUAUUAUUCCCCGAUUUGCACUGAUAUGCAAUACAAUAACAGUGUUUCGGUCGAGUCAUACAUAUUUACACAAAACAAUAUUUCAUUGGUAACCAACUUCACGAACAGCACCGACAAUAUGACAAUGUUUGAGGACAUAGUGUUGGGGUCGGAGCUGAUAUGCCGUCGCGAGAGUAGUCUACUGUUCCUACUGUUAAUGUUGGGCACCGUAUGGAUGGCCGUCUCUCUAUUCAAUUUCAAUAAGACGUCAGCGAGCAAAAGGGAGCUAUUAGCUGACUAUGCGCUUCCCUGUGCUGUCCUACUGCUCAGCUUUAUUGGAUCCUUUGUCUUCAGGGAUAUACCAGUGGAGCACUUUCGGUAUAGCAAUACAUUUGAGUUCAGAAGAGCCCGUCUGGAGUACCUUCCGUGGACGGCAUACAUCGGUUGUAUGGGACUGGGAUUCUCUCUCUCAUUAUUAUUUUUUAUGGACCAAAACAUUUCGGCGGCUAUGGUUAACAACCCGUGCAACAAACUAAAGAAAGGGUGUGCCUAUCACUUGGAUCUGUUCGUUGUGGGCAUUUUGAACGGCUUCCUAUCGAUGUAUGGCCUGCCGUGGAUGCACGGAGUACUGCCCCACUCGCCCCUACACGUCCGCAGUCUGGCCGAUGUGGAGGAACGGGUAGAUCAGGGACACGUAUAUGAGAUUAUUGUCAAAGUCAGGGAAACACGGCUGACAGGCAUUGUGUCUCAUAUACUAAUAGGACUGUCGGUUUUCCUGCUUCCCUACCCAUUGGCAUACAUUCCGACGGCAGUACUGAACGGCCUAUUCCUAUAUAUGGCAAUAACUUCACUAAAUAGUAAUCAAAUGUUUGAAAGGAUAACAUUACUAUUUAUGGAACAAGCCGCAUACCCGCCUAAUCACUACAUCAGACGGUGUCCUCAACGCAAGAUCCAUAUGUUCACUCUCUGCCAAAUGGUUCAGUUAGGACUCAUGUGUUUCUUUGGCUUCAGUCCCUGGCCGUACGUCAAGAUGGUCUUCCCUAUCAUUAUUCUAUUACUACUGCCAUUUAGACAUAAGAUCGUUCCCGUCGUUAUCGAUAAUAAAUAUCUCGAAGCACUCGACGGUGAGAAUCAAUAAUAACGGCUAUAAUCAUAAACUAUUAUUCAAUUUGUAUAUAAUAUGAUAUAUAAAGGAUGAAGAUGUUCGGGACUAUAAAUUAGAUUAAUUGGAUUAUAUUGAGCACAAGAAAUACUUUUGAUUUGUAUCAAAACAAAUCAUAAAUAAAUUGUAUUUUAAUGUUAGAAGAAAUGUUAAUAAUUUAGAAGAAUUGUAUAAAUGACUGAAUCACUGAAUGACUGAAUGACCAAACACCAAACACCAGACACACCGUGCGCUGGGAUUCACGUUUUCAUCACUAAUAUGACCAUCACUUAGAAUAAUGGUAUGGAAAGGGAUGCCUCACUCCGAGACCAAUGAGUUGUCUUUCAGCACCCAACCCACUGAACC